Messenger RNA from Protopterus annectens (West African lungfish), 3105 nucleotides. It is a transcript of the gene DMRTA1, whose product is annotated as DMRT like family A1. Gene Ontology annotation, cellular component: nucleus. The transcript is spliced from 2 exons. Gene Ontology annotation, biological process: sex differentiation; regulation of transcription by RNA polymerase II. The record is from RefSeq and is a predicted model, not a curated record. NCBI's taxonomy places the organism in Eukaryota, Metazoa, Chordata, Ceratodontiformes, Protopteridae. The coding region runs from base 171 to 1484 and encodes 437 amino acids. Gene Ontology annotation, molecular function: ubiquitin binding; DNA-binding transcription factor activity, RNA polymerase II-specific; RNA polymerase II cis-regulatory region sequence-specific DNA binding.
UUGGUUACUACUUACUAGGAAGAAAGCUACGUACAACAGCUUUUCCAGAAACGGUGGCAGGGACACAAGUGGAAAGGCAGGGAUUGCUCUCCUUAUCGAUAGUGCAUCCAUCUGUUGCUUUAUCUGCUGUUACUUGUUGGAAGAGCCCCUGGGCAUCAUCUGUGCAGUCCAUGGACACCAGCAGCAGACCUAUUACGUCCAACAACCCUAUUCAUAUACAGCAGGCUCUCUCCGGGGUGCCUAUGCCCAACUCUUUGCUGCGGCCACCAGGUUUGCUCCUGCGGGCUGCUGCAGCGGCGGCAGCCUGCAGCCCAGCAUCAUUAGAUCGCUGUUACCCCCGCACCCCAAAGUGCGCCCGCUGUCGCAAUCAUGGCGUGGUCUCGGCACUGAAGGGCCACAAACGCUUCUGUCGCUGGCGUGACUGUCUGUGUGCCAAGUGCACUCUGAUUGCUGAACGUCAGCGGGUCAUGGCAGCACAGGUUGCCUUGAGGAGGCAGCAGGCACAAGAGGAGACAGAAGCACGCGAGCUGCAGUUGCUUUAUGGUGUCGCAGGUGAGAGUGGUGUGGGUCAACCUGCAUCUGGACAUCAGGAGUCAGCAUCGGGCACCGGUGGCUACGGACUAUUCCCAGGACUUUCGCCGAGGGAGCAGAGUCAGCCCAAGUCGGACGCCCAGGCUGCAACAACAGGGGAUCCCUCUCAAAAUUAUGAUGUGUAUUUCAGGAGCUUAUUUGGACGCCCCCCAAUAUUGUCAUCAGUUUCUCUGCAACCUGCAGCACCCACCCAUUCCCCUGGUUCAGAAUCCACCAUCACAAAUCUUGAGGAUAACUUGUCAGCAGAAAACAAGGCUGUAUCUAAUGAUCAGUGUCAUGCUGACACCAAGCAAGCUUCAGAUGGACCUGAAAGUCCAAGAUCUGUGUCAUCAUCUGACUCAGAGUCAGGAAAUGAGAAUGAGAGGACCAAAUGUUGCUUGCCAGCUCCCAAAUCCAGCCUUCCGGGGCUGUCAUCAAGAAACCGGGACCCAGUAGAAAUGCUGAUGAAAGUCUUCCCGACCUACAGACGUGAACUGCUUGAAAGCCUCCUGCAGAGCUUUAAAGGAGAUGUGGUACAGGUCAUUGAACACGUUCUCAAUGGAAAAGAGCCUAGAGGGGAUGGCAAAGAAAUGGUCCCCCCAUCCCUUCCUGAAAGCAAUAAUAGCCUCCGACCAGUACAGCUUGGCCUAGCAUUUGGCUCACUGACCUCAAAAUCUGCAUUUUCCCCAUUGAGCAACUCUACAUCAUUUGAUCAUAACCUGUAUGGUCUGACCUCCCGUUUAGGCAUCAACCCACUUCGACUUGCAUAUGCCACUCCAGGAAGAGGAAUUCCAGGCUUUAUCUCUCCUUACAUAGCAACUAGUCUGAUGCCAGCUGUGCCAUUCCGACCACCUCUGGACUAUGCCUUUUCAGGGACUGUCAGGGAUUUCCCUUAUUUAUCAUCGAAGGACUAGCUCUGAGUUAGUGAGCAACAUUUUAGGCAGAGCUUGAAGACAACUUUUGAUCCCAUAGAAACUCAGAAUGAAUACAAAUAUUGCAUAAUAUCUCUGCUGUAGCGUUGUUUCACGUACUUCCAUGGCUUUUCAGCAGGGUGUACUGCAGGAGACAUGCUGAAUGUUACAUGAUAUGCACUGGUGCUGUAAUAUUGAACAUUCUUAUAGAUAUAUGGAAAUAGAAAGUUUCAGUACUGCUUUACAUAACAUAGGCAAACACCUUCCUUUUUUGUAUAGCUGCAAAUGGUACUAUAGAAUUUAUUUUGUAAUAUUUACUGAUAUUUUCAUUUUUGUAUGGACAAAACUGUUUAAGAGCUAACAAAAUUGCCUUGUUUUUUUUUCUUUUUUCCAACUUGCCUUAUUUCGUAAACCAUAGAGCAUAUUAUUUAGAAGCCAAUUAAUUAGGAAAGCUGUUGUGUGGAGAAGACAGAUACAAUAAACACUGAAAUUAUUAAUAUAAGGACAGAAGGACAAUCUUGUGUGGUAAACAGCAUUAUAGUAAUCACCAAAAAAAGGUAUGUGUCUCCAUCUUGUGGCUACAUUUGCAAAUUACAGCGUGAAUUUUCCUUCUGCUGUUUGAGCAUACUGUCAUUGGCAUAUAUAUGGAGAUACGUAGAACAUCUGCAUACGCAUAUCAAAAUCCUAACUGGUGGGUUGCCAAGCAUUGUUCACCACCAUUUCCUCAUGCUGUCAGUAAUGUGAUUUUAUUAUGAUGCUGUGUUCUUACAAGCUAGUAUGCUGGGUUAGUAGAUUCUUACAAAAGUGCUCAAACCUGCCAGAAAGUCUUUACAAUAAUAACAUUAAGAUAGUGUAUAGGUUGCAUUUUAUGGAUUUUCUAAACUAUUUCAGUAUAUUUAUGAUUUAGAAAAUGUACAUCAAUGUUCUGUCCUACACCUCCAAGUUUAUCUGUCUCAUAAACGUUUUACAUUUUUUUUGAGUCACAAUCUUUGACUAUAGUAUCUCUUUCUUAAUGGUUGACGUAGCAGUGGCUGUAAACGGAUUAUAAUUUCUGGAAAAAACUAACAGGGACAGAACUUUCUGGAAACAAUAAUUUGAGGUUGCUUAGCAACUUAUUUCUUAUUAGCAAACAAUUUGGGGAAGCAAAAGGGGUGUAUGAAGCUAUUAUAUCAUACAAGGAGCAGAGCAAAUACAUAGUCCAGAAAUCAAUAUUUCUGCAAACUGUACCAUCAUAUGGGGAGUUUAGUAAAUAUUUCACAUUUCUAAAUUAAAAUCAGAUUUCUGCAAUAGGAAAUAAUGUUGCCUAUUCACUGAUUAAAAAAAAACAAAAACAUAGGUGUGGUUUAUAAUGCGCAGACACCUUCGACUUGUAUCCAUUCACGAGUACAUGACUGUCACAGUGUAAAGAGUGCAGAGCAAGUAACUCUGAAGCAGUGUGUUCUCCUUCAGGGUGAUUGUCAUACCCUUUGACCUCUAAAGAAAAGCUGAGUGGGUCCAUAGAACUUGAACUGUAAGGCACCAGAGCAUGCUGAAUUGAUGGUUUUGGAUAACUGUUCAUAACUUUUUUUAUAAUGUAUGGUGGAAAAAUAAAUAAACACAAUAAAUUGUUUUCCUUUGCAGUUUC